This is a messenger RNA of Dinoponera quadriceps, 1062 nucleotides long. RefSeq lists its product as uncharacterized. NCBI's taxonomy places the organism in Eukaryota, Metazoa, Arthropoda, Insecta, Hymenoptera, Formicidae. The transcript has 5 exons. The record is from RefSeq and is a predicted model, not a curated record. Bases 1 to 1062 code for a protein of 353 amino acids.
AUGACAGACGAAAUAUUGAGAUUGAUGGAUAUGAGAAGAGAAUAUCGACAUAAGGACAUGGUUAGAUACAACAAAGAGAAAUUACAAAGAGAAAUUAAACGGAAAAUACGACUGGCGAAUGAGAAGUGGUUUUCUGAUAAGCGUAUUGAAAUUGAAAAACUCCAGCGAAAGCAUGACAACUUUAAUCUGCACAGGAAGGUAAAGAAAGAUAAGGAAGAGAGGUUUAUUUUCGAAGAUUGUAAAAAGUUGGAGAGAUGGAAAGAAUAUAUAGAAGACCUAUUUAAUGACUCCAGAAUAGAUGUAGGAUUAGAGAGAGUACAGAAUGGCCCGUCAAUAACGAUGAAAGAAAUAGAACGUGCUAUAAAAACAGCCAAGACAAGGAAAGCAGUGAGACUAGAUAAAAUCCCAACCGAAAUUCUGAAGCUCCUUGACGUAGAGGGAAAGAGGCGCUUGUGGCGUUUAUUUAAUGAGAUAUACGAGGCAGAUAUAAUACCGGAGAUGAUACCUUUCGAUUGGUUAUUGUCAACGUUUAUGGCGCUACCUAAGAAGAAUAUACAACAAAUUAGAGGAACAUAUAAGCCAAACCCAAUUCGAAUUCCGGAACAACUUAGGAAUCAAAGAGAUUUUAUUCAGCAUGCAGAUUUUGAGAAGACAUUUGACAGGAUCCAACAUGAUAAGCUGAUAGAAAUUCUUAAGAACAAGAUAAACGAUAAAGAUCUUCGUAUCAUAAAGAACUUAUAUUGGAAUCAGAGUGCAAACGUGAGAUUAGGCCAAAGUCGCUCAGAAGAUAUUGAAAUUAAGAGAGGCGUAAGACAGGGGUAUAUAUUGAAAACCAUCUUUGAGAAAGCGCUGAGUGACUUGCCUGUUGGAGUGAAGGUAAAUGAAAUGCCUGUGAAUAACUUAAGAUACGCGGAUGACUGUAUUGAUUGCAUUACCCCAGGGGAACUUCAAUGCCUCAUUAAGAAAGUAACAAAGGCGUAUAAUGAAUAUGAGUUAAAGUUGAAUACAGCAAAGACUAAAGUCAUGGUCAUCAAUAAAACACCGCAAAUCUUCUGCUCAUAA